AUGUCAUCUUCUGAUGCAGGGAGCGAACCGUUUGCAGAGGAAACUCCUCCCGGACUUACAGAAGAAGAGAGAGGGGUUUACCAAACACUCUAUCAAGUACGGGAAGACCGCAAAAACCUGCGCAGUCCUAAGCAUGUUCCAAGAGUCGUGGUCAUCACCGACAUUGCAAAAGACUAUGAUGAUCUCGUAGCUAUGAUUCUACUGAAGGAGCUACAUCGUCUAGGGUUGAUCAAGUAAGUCAAGCUUCACCUAUUCAACCUCUUACUCCAACACACUUCUAACUCAUUUCUUGAAAUCAGACUUCUGGGCUUCGUUGUAAACCUCCAGCCAACGCAAACUCGAUCAAAAUAUGCGAGAGGAGCUUUGGAUACUUUAGGCCUCCUUGAUAUGCCCGUCGCCUGGGGCGAAAAGGCCACGGAUGCCAAUGAUGUGGCGCCAUACGAGUUUGAGAGCGAGUUCGGCUCGGAUCAUUGCACGUUUUUGCCGCUCGACGAACAGAAAACCUCCAAGGAUCCAGAUGUGAUCGAGUCCGGGAUCAAAUUCAUGGAGAAGAUUGUCAGUGACAGCACCUUCAAUGAUAUUACCUUUCUCUUGAUCUCCUCCCUCUCGGAUAUGGCAACGCUCGUGCAAAGAACCCAAGCUAGAUAUCGCAUGAGGCAAAGCGAUUCCGACAGCGACGGCGAGAACGAAUCCGAGUUGCUCACAGAACUCAUGGAGAACCCAUCGACAAGACUGAACCUCCAAACGCUGGAUAAGAUGAAGGGUAGAAAGCAGGGAACAUUAGCAAAAUACAUCCGAAGAGUGGUUCUACAAGGAGGCUUCACCUCAACGUUUGAUCCUGAUACGCAGGAGUACAAUGUAGAAAACGACCAGAGCGCCAAUAACAAAACCGACUCCGCUUCAGCCCAGUUCGUUCACAAGUUUCUAGCAGUUAAUGAUGUUCCCGCGAUUGUGUACAACAAGUGGGCCGCCUCAGCUUGCGGCUUCCCACAGAAGCUGUUUGCAGACCUGAGAGAUACAGGACAUAUCCUUGAUCACCAUCUCUACGAAAGACAAGAGGUACAAGAUCUCAAGUACUACGAGGACGCACGACUCCCCGAGACCCGCUUUCAAGGGAAGACGCAAGAGGACUUUUUGAAAACCAAGACGAAUUGGUACGAGCUUCAUCCAGAGGGGGAUGUUACCCCCAUACCAGUCGAAAAAGAGGUGCUCCAGUAUGUGAAAAUUAUCCUCUAUGAUGUCCUUGCGGCUUUGGAUACUGCUGGUAAGGAUGUCAGAGACGCUUUAGAAGUCUUGGAACCUGCAACAGGUCGUGGGAAGAAUGGGAACCACCUCGGUUGGGAUGGUGCCGUUGGACCAUCCGAAGACUACCCCAUUGAAUUUCAUUGGUAUUGGCAACUUCGUGUUCAUAACCAUGAGGUUGUGGGUGGUCCUCAAGAAGACCUCAGUUUGGAUGCGAGUGCUAAUGUGCCGAAGAUGCAAUUGGCUAUCUGCGCACUCUUGAAGGGGGCUUUAACUAAUGCUGUUGCAGAAGGUCAUGGGCUAGUGGAGGAUUACAAGGAUUGA
Messenger RNA from Hymenoscyphus albidus, 1566 nucleotides. The record is from the annotation of a GenBank genome assembly. Lineage: Eukaryota; Fungi; Ascomycota; Leotiomycetes; Helotiales; Helotiaceae.